Messenger RNA from Fusarium fujikuroi IMI 58289, 885 nucleotides. RefSeq lists its product as uncharacterized. The transcript has a single exon. The record is from RefSeq and is a predicted model, not a curated record. The coding region runs from base 1 to 885 and encodes 294 amino acids. NCBI's taxonomy places the organism in Eukaryota, Fungi, Ascomycota, Sordariomycetes, Hypocreales, Nectriaceae.
AUGACAUACAAGGAGAUACAGGAGGCUAUACCAAAGCUUCUUGAAAUUAUCGAGCAGAAAGAGAUUCGGCUAGUCCCCAACGCAUUCAACUCUCACCCCGAAUUCAUUGCAUGCUUCCAAGCCUCCGCCAUUGCUGCUGUGCCUUUGAUACUUCUGGACCUUACACAGUCCAUCAGAAGAAUCGGUGCCAGUCUCGAUGAGAUCAAAUCCGAGCUUGCGAUUUCAAACAUAGCUAGGGUUCAAGGCUGGGCAGACGAUGGCUUCGGGACAUACGUCCACCGCUUUGUCCAAAACCAAAUGGCACCGUUGGGGGGGCAUACAAGGGGCACUAAUCAUUUCUUCUAUGUGUGGAAUCCUGAUAGUGAUUGGUAUCCGGAUUUCGAAGGAAGACAGAGAGAGGAUCCGCUUGGUCCCAACUUUGGUGGCUAUCAUCACGACCUAGCCACGAUUUGUCUCAGAAUGAGAGCUGACAGACGAGCGCUAAUUGCAGCCACUGAGUACGGAACGAGUGCGGUGUUCCAUCUUAUCAUUCCGAGUUAUUAUCCAAUUGUGAUAGAAACGCCUAUCAUCUUCGCCGAGGAUCUGUUUCCGCUCAUCAUUACCGGAGGCCGACAUCGAGGCACGGAUCUCGUUUGGUUCAACCUCGAUGAGCGCUCAAGGUUUCCGAGUCCACAGCUCGAAUUCAUCGGCUUUUUGCCCCCAGUUAAGAAUGAUUUGGGUAUAGGCGCUGCUGUAACCUUUCUGGGUUGUUGUUUUGGCUGUGUAGCUUCCGGGGUCGCAGCAGUCGCGUUCCCGCCUUGCGCCCCUGUUGCAGACGUCGUUCUCGCCUCAUGCUGGACCACCUGGUUAGCGUCGGGUUUGGUGGGCAAUGCAGCGCAAGUAUAG